Messenger RNA from Sus scrofa (pig), 921 nucleotides. It is a transcript of the gene OR6F1, whose product is annotated as olfactory receptor family 6 subfamily F member 1. Gene Ontology annotation, molecular function: olfactory receptor activity. Gene Ontology annotation, cellular component: membrane. Lineage: Eukaryota; Metazoa; Chordata; Mammalia; Artiodactyla; Suidae. The record is from RefSeq and is a predicted model, not a curated record. Gene Ontology annotation, biological process: G protein-coupled receptor signaling pathway.
AUGAGGACAGACAAUGAAUGUAUCUCCCAAGACUUCCUCCUACUGGGCUUUCCUGGGUCCUAGGUCCUUCACGCUCUCUUCUUGCUUUUUCUGAUUAUGUAUAUCCUCACAGUCAGUGGUAACAUGGCUAUCUUGAUGUCGGUGUGUACCUCCCACCAGCUACACACUCCCAUGUACUUCUUCCUGAGCAAUUUCUCUUUCCAGGAGAUUUGGUAUACCACAACUUCAGUCCCUAAAGUCCUGGCUAUUCUCCUGGGGAAAAGCCAAACUGUAUCAUUUACCAACUGUCUUUUGCAGAUGUACCUUGUUUUCUCAUUGGGCUGUACAGAGUACUUCCUCCUGGCAGCCACGGCUUAUGACUGCUAUCUGACCAUCUGCUAUCCUCUACACUAUGGCAUCAUCAUGAACAGCCUCCUAUCAGCAGAGUUGGCUCUGGGCUCCUGGGUCUGUGAUUUCAUGGCCAUUGCUAUUCCCAAAAUCCUCAUGAGCAGUCUUUCCUUCUGUGGCCCCCACACCAUCAACCACUUCUUUUGUGACAUUGCACUCUGGAUCACGCUGGCCUGUAAUAGCACAUGAGCAGUAGAACUAGUGGCUUUUGUGAUUGCUUUUGUGGUCAUCUUACAUUCUUGCAUUAUCACCCUGGUAUCCUAUGUUUAUAUCAUCAGCACCAUCCUCAGGAUUCCCUCAGCCAAGGGCAGGAGAAAAGCUUUUUCUACCUUCUCCUCCCAUUUCAUUGUGGUGCUCAUCUGAUAUGAGUCCACAAUCAUCCUUCAUGUGUGCACUUCCAUUAAGGAGGCCUUUGAUCUGACAAAAGCUGUCCAUGUCCUAAACACUGUGGUGACUCCAGUUCUAAACCCCUUCAUCUACACUCUCCAUAACAAAGAAGUAAGAGAAAGUCUGAAGAAAUGGAAGGGAAAAUAA